Molecule: messenger RNA, 2894 nt
Organism: Alosa alosa (allis shad)
Lineage: Eukaryota; Metazoa; Chordata; Actinopteri; Clupeiformes; Clupeidae
Gene: col17a1a
Product: collagen, type XVII, alpha 1a
Exons: 21
Coding region: 727-2661 (644 amino acids)
Source: RefSeq, a predicted model, not a curated record
CACCUGAGCUGAGCCUGCAUGAGCGGCAGCGUCCCUAGAAGGAGAUUGUCGCGGUUGUCGGGUGAGACGACUCAACGUUGUCGGAAAAGGCUAUUGUUCGAAGGCAAGAUGCCCACUGAAAAGAGGCGGAUUCAGGAGAGGGAGAGACAAUUCAGGGAGGCAGCAAAGGGCAGCACAUCACUGCAGGAUUGGCUGCGAAAAAGCCAACCAGCAGUUAACAUGGAAUGGACAAUUUAACAUCAACUAAGAUUAUCAACACAGACGGAAGCUUGGGAGGGUCUGCCAAAGUCAUUACUGAGACAGUAACCACUUCAACCAGGCUGACAUCAUUACCUCCAAAGGGCGCCAGUAGUGUUCAGGUGGUCUCCUCCAGCAGCUCCUCAGGCAGAGGAGGGACAGCGGUGGAGAGGAGAGUCGUCACUCAGAGCAGCGGAGCCAGCUAUGCCAGCUCCUCCUUGUCCAGUGGUCUCUCAAUAGAGAGUGAGGAGAGGUUCGAGGGGGCCACAGGUGGGGGUUUCACCUCCACCUCCACCUGGCAGUGCAGACUCGAAGGGCUCGAAGGGCUCCACCACCACCACCACCCGAAUCAUCUCCACAGGCGUCUCUUCUCCAUUCUCAUUCUCAUCCUCAUCGGCCCUGCCUGAAGGGCUCGGCGCAGGAGCAAGCAGCACCUCCCGUUACCUGUCAGCGGCAGGUGAAGGAGGAGGAGGAGGAGUUGAGUCGGUGAUGUCUUCAGGAGCCGGAGGGUCCAGCUCGGUCACCGUCACCAAGUACAUCAGCUCGUCCACCCAGGGGUCUGCAUUGUCCGCGUCCAUCGGCGGUGGAGAAGGAGGAGAGAGUUCGAGCUCCACCACCGUCACCAAAUACAGCUCCUCUUCAGGAGGUUCUUCAUCUUUGAGUGCAGGAGGAGGAGGAGGAGGUGGAGGAGGGUCUAGUUCCACCACCGUCACCAAAUACACCUCCUCUUCGGAAGGAUCUUCAUCAGGAGGAGGAGGGUCUAGUUCCACCACCGUCACCAAAUACAGCUCCUCUUCAGGAGGUUCUUCAUCUUUGAGUGCAGGAGGAGGAGGAGGUGGAGGAGGGUCUAGUUCCACCACCGUCACCAAAUACACCUCCUCUUCGGGAGGUUCUUCAUCAGGAGGAGGAGAAGGAGGAGGGUCCAGUUCUACCACCGUCACCAAGUACAGCACCAGCUCAGGUUCUUCAUCAGCCAUGUCUUCCUCCGGAAGAGGAGGAGGAGGAGGAGAGGUGACAUCCAGCACCAGGCUCACCAAGUACAGCUCGUCCGGCGGAGGGUCGUCCAGCCUCACCAAGUACAGCUCGGCCGUCGGGAGUUCCCUGGGGGUCGGAGGAGGGUCCAGCGUCGUGGCAGUCACCAAGUACAGCGCCUCAUCCAUGGGCAUGGGCGGAGGGGUCAGUGGGAGGAAAGGCUCGGCGUCCUCCGCCGCCACAUACUCACCACCCCCCGUGGUGAAGAAGACGAUGCUUACCGCGCGCUCGGAAAGCUACGAAGGAAGUUCCAGUCCGAACUCGUCCCCCGAGUACACAAGGAAAGAGUAUGCUGCAGCCAGCGCAGCCACUAGGGGGCGCACCCACACCAGAGAGAGUGAGAUCCGGGCAAGAUUGCAGAGUGCUUCUCCUUCAGCAAGAUGGACUGAGCUGGAUGAUGUCAAGAGGCUGCUGAAGGGUCGCUCUGAGAGCAUCAGUCCCCCACGCUCGCCAACAAACACCCUCCCCAUCCCCAAGAAGGCCAGCGUCUCUGACGCACAAUCAGUUUCUGGCCUGCAGAACAACAUGAACCUGAGUGCUGCCUCCAUGACUGCUGGACUCACAGCUGGCAGUGCAGUCUAUGGAAUGCAGAACAACCUGUCCACCACCACUGGGGGCGCUAUAACUUCAAACGGUCUCGGUGCUCACACAGUGUACGGUGUCCAGAAGAACGUUGGAACCGCUGGUCUGUCCUCCGCAGCAGUGGUGCCCAGUAGUCCCGCGCCGAGCGUCGACGUCUUCGCCAAAGACUUCAAGUUCACGCUGCUGGAGAAGGAGAAUGCGCCGGCCAAGAGAGAGACGGAGCGACUGAUCAUGUCCAAGGACAGCGGAAAGCAGUUCACCACCACGACCACAACCAGCGGCUCAUACUCUGAGGACUCCCUGAAGAAGGAGAAGAUGAAGGUGUCCAGCACAACUGAAACCACCACAGCCAAGGCAGACACAAGCAUUUCAAUCACAAAAGCAGCAACUAAGGACAAGGCCACUUAUGCAGAGAUUCGUAAGGAUGAGAGUGGGGCCGGGGGUGCCCUGGGCUUCUGCUCCUGGUGGAAGUGGCUGCUGGGGAUGCUGCUGCUCUCCCUCCUGUCCCUGGGCCUGCUGUGUGGCCUCAUCGCCCUGGCGGACGAUGUGCGGCAGCUGAAGGCCCGCGUGGACGCGCUCGAGGGCAAUGUGGGCGGCGUCUCUUCGGCCAGCGCCAGCCGCUUCCAGGCUGGCCCGUCCACCGUCAACAUCGUCUUUGGUCAUCGUCUUUUCAACAUAAGUCCUCCUGGUUUGCUGGGACUCCCCGGACAGGAAGGACCCAGAGGUCCCAAGGGAUCUCAAGGUGAUGCCGGUGCUGACGGGCUGCCAGGCCAGAGGGGUCGUGAGGGACCAGCGGGGCCCCGUGGGUAGCCGGGCCCGCCAGGCGUCGGAGAGAAAGGAGAGAGAGGUUCCGCAGGAGAACCUGGUGCUCCAGGACCUGCUGGGCCAUCAGGACCAGCUGGCCCCAAAGGUAAGACCACCACCAACACAACCACUUCCACCAUCACCACAUCCACCACCACCAACACCACAUCCACCACCACCACACCACAUCCACCACCAUCACCACAUCCACCACCACCAACACCAUCACCAUCACCACA